Molecule: messenger RNA, 2567 nt
Organism: Wyeomyia smithii (pitcher-plant mosquito)
Lineage: Eukaryota; Metazoa; Arthropoda; Insecta; Diptera; Culicidae
Product: peroxisomal multifunctional enzyme type 2-like
Exons: 5
Coding region: 195-2354 (719 amino acids)
Cellular component (GO): cytosol
Molecular function (GO): oxidoreductase activity
Source: RefSeq, a predicted model, not a curated record
UGCACUUAGUACGGCUUACUACAUUGGUUUGGUUGUUUUUUUCUCUUCGUGCAAGCACGACUUACUUUUUGUGGUAUCGUUUUGCUCACUCGCAGGAGAUAAGAUUAUAACUGUUGAACAAAAUAAUAAGCUCUGAAGUGCUGGAUUCAUUCAUUCCAGAGGUCAACUACGAUCAGUGAAGAACAGAACGAAAAAUGGUAUCAUCUAACGCAAAUCAAUUACGCUACGAUGGCCGUGUGGUAAUUGUGACCGGAGCUGGAGCAGGUCUCGGCCGUGAAUAUGCUCUACUGUUUGGUUCCCGAGGGGCAAAGGUUGUUGUCAAUGAUUUAGGUGGCAAUUUCCAUGGUCAGGGUAAAUCAAAUGCUGCCGAUAAAGUUGUUGACGAGAUCCGGGCUGCCGGUGGAACUGCCGUUGCUGAUUACAAUUCUGUCGUGGAUGGUGACAAAAUCAUUCAAACGGCGAUGGAAGCUUUCGGUCGCGUUGAUAUAUUGAUCAACAAUGCAGGAAUAUUGCGUGACAAAAGCCUGGCACGUAUUUCGGAUGAAGACUGGAACCUAAUUCAGGAUGUGCAUCUGAAGGGAAGCUUUCUUACGACCCGUGCUGUGUGGCCAAUUAUGAAGAAACAAAACUACGGUCGAAUUAUUAUGACCUCUAGCAAUUCGGGAGUAUACGGUAAUUUCGGGCAGGCCAACUAUAGUGCUGCCAAGCUGGGAUUAGUGGGACUUGCAAACACUGUAGCUAUAGAAGGUGCGAAAAAUAACAUCCAUUGUAACGUGAUAGUCCCGACUGCUGCGUCGAGGAUGACCGAAGGCAUUUUACCGGAGAUUCUGUUCAAUGAAUUAAAACCCAAACUGAUAGCCCCGGUGGUGGCCUAUCUAUGCCACGAAUCCUGUGAGGACACUGGUGCCAUCAUCGAAAGUGCCGCUGGCUGGGCUACGAAGGUACAUUUUGUUCGCGGAAAAGGUUCCAUUUUGCGGACAUCUAUUGACGAGGUUGUGACACCCGAAUACGUUAAAACGGUUUGGCAUCAAGUAACAGAUAUGUCAAAUGCGAAACAUUUGAAUGCCAUCGGGGAGGCCAGUCUCUCUUUAGUUGAUGUUUUGGAAAAACUAAGAGAAGGGAAAAAUGCGGAGAACUCUGUAACUGAGACGUACAAGUUUAACUUCAAAGAUGUUAUCCUAUAUGCUCUUGGAGUAGGAGCGACCGUGUCCAACGAAAGUGACUUACGCUUCCUCUACGAAAACCAUCCGGACUUUUCCGUCAUCCCGACUUUCUUUAUAUUGCCCGGAUUGCUUUCGGUUAUGGGAUCGAAUUUAACUGCCACGGCUAUUCCUCAUGCGAGCUUUGAUUUGACCAACAUCUUACAUGGUGAACAGUACAUUGAAUUAUUUGAUUCGGUUCCCACGGAUGGCAUCUUGACUACCACCACUAGUGUAAUUGACGUUCUGGACAAAAAAUCUGGUGCGUUAGUAAUCACACAAUCGGAUUCGUACGAUGAAAACGGUACAUUGAUCGCUCGUGGCCAAAGCAGUACAUUUGUUGUUGGUGCUGGAAAUUUCAAUGGUAAAUCCAAAGCAAGUCCCAAUGUGAAAGCACUAGUUGCGAACCCUAAGCGAUCACCGGAUGCUUCAGUCCAGAUCAAAACCACUCGAAAUCAAGCUGCCUUAUAUCGUCUUUCCGGUGAUCUGAACCCACUUCAUAUCGAUCCGGGAUUUUCGGCUAUCGCCGGCUACAAGACACCGAUUCUACACGGCCUAUGUUCGAUGGGAAUAUCUGUGAAGGCAGUUUUGAAUCAGUACGGCGCUGAUGAUUCGAAUCUUUUCAAGGCAGCAAAGGUGCGCUUCUCUAAACCAGUUCUGCCAAGUCAAACUCUUCGUGUUGAUAUGUGGAAGGAGCCAAACAAUCGGGUUUGUUUCCGCACGGUCGUGGUUGAAACGAAUACAGAGGUGCUGUCUGGCGCAUACGUUGACUUCAAAAAGAUAAUUGUAAAACCAAACAUGACAGCUGGACAAAGCCUGCAAAGCGACGCGCUGUUCACCGCAAUCAAGGAACGCAUCGCGGAAAACGAAGCCAAGGCUAAAGCUAUCAAUGCUGUUUUCCUAUACAAAAUUACCGACGCUGGAAAAGUGGUCAAGGAGUGGGUACUUGAUUUAAAAUCACCCAAAGUAUAUGAAGGUCCAGUGCAAGGCAAGGCCGACACCACAAUGACUAUUUCCGAUGGCGACUUUGUUGAUUUGGCAAUGGGCAAACUGCAACCACAGGCAGCAUUCAUGAAGGGUAAGCUGAAGAUCACCGGCAAUAUUAUGCUAGCACAGAAACUGGCGCCGCUGUUGAAGACAGAGGCGAAGCUCUAAGGAGAUGUUGUAUAAGUCAACUAUUUUUUAAAAAAAAAGAAUACAUUCUGUACAUUAAUAAAAUGGUGAAGUGAGAUAAAUGUUCAAAACUUUUAUAUACAAAUAUUAGUUUUUUUUGCAUGCAAAAAACGUAUUGAACUUACACUAAGCAGAUGAUUUUUACUUCCAACAUGGGAGCUUGGGGCAAUAUAUGGUUCUGUUGAAAAUCAGGAA